UUCUCUUGUGUUGCAAUGUAUAUGUGACCUUCAACCCUUGUUCCUUCCCUUCCGUCUUGGCUAAUGGUGACCGCAUUCUACUGAAUGUGAUCAUUCUUUUAAAAUUAAUCAAACAUGCGCAUUUGGAAUUCCGAACACACAUUCAAUCACAACUGGGAGACAGUAGUGACAGCAGCAUGGAGAAAGUACCCCAACCCACACAAUCCUUCAGUCAUAGGCCUAGAUGUAUUAGAUAGAAGUGUAGAUGAAGAAGGAAGGCUUAAAUCCCAUCGGCUUAUGUCAACAUCCUGGGGAAUUCCUCAUUGGGUAGCUAAGGUCAUAGGCAUUCAUGAAACUUGUUUUGCAAGUGAACAUUCCACUGUAGAUCCUCGUACAAAGACUUUCACAUUAAAAAGUAGAAAUGUAACUUUAGCCAAUGUUUUAAGAGUUGAUGAACACCUAGUCUACACCCAACAUCCCACAGAUCCAACUAAAACACUGUUGAGACAAGAGGCAGUUAUAUCAGUCUCAGGUCUACCAUGGUGUAGCAAGUUAGAACAGAUGGUUACUGAUGCCAUGUCAACAAAUGCUAGCAAAGGACGUCAAGCAAUGGAACAUGUUAUUGAAAAACUAAAGAAGGAAGCCAGAGACUUUUCCAUCGAGGCACAGAAAUGCAUGGAUACUGUUUUACCAAAAACAUUAUGAUACUAGUAGUUUUAGCUAAUAUUUAGACAUUAAAUAAUUUUUGUUCAAGGACAUUUGUGAAAUACCACCAAAAAACUAAAUUAAUCAAAUAUCAAGGCAAAUCUGUGUUGUAUUUAUGAAGAUAGUGACUGAUAUUAGUUGUAAAAAAAAACAAAAGAAUAGAAAUGUUCUCACUUUCAUAUUAAUAUCAUAAACAGCUCGGUCAUUUAAACUAGAGGACCAACUUCAUUAGGUUGUAAUUUUAACAAUCGUAUUUCACUCUUUUUAAACCUAUUGUAGUUUGUUCCUCGAUUCAUGGCAUCUCAGAGAGGAAUACAUGUAUAACCAAUCUUAUCUCACACUUGAUAAGCCUAUUUUAGUUUGUGUCUGCAGUCAUGACAACUCUAGGUUGACUAAAGAAGUGUUACAUUUUUAUACAGGCUAGCUUCACUUUGUUGAUUGUUCUGUUGAUUGCAUAAUCAUUUUGUAAAGAUUGCUGAAUCUCUAAAUUAUUUAGUUGGCCCCAUUCAGAUCCCUGUUGCUGUGUCUUUUUUUGUGUUUAAGCCCAACUAUUAGAAAAGAAAUUAAUGAGUGGCUUGGUAUAAAUAAUGUUAUUAACAAGAACGCUGUAGAGCUUGUGAAGUAGACGAAUGACAUUUUCUGACUCACAACUCUAAAUUCAUUCUUUUUGAGUUAUUAAAAACUUUAUAAUGAUACAUUUUAAAAUAUUUUUUUUUAUACUGGUAGCCAUUUUUUGUUCAGGUCUGUUAGGUAUGUUUAGUAUUAUCUUUAAUUGAAUUUUUUAAAAUUAUCAUGACACAGUUACUGUAAGUUAAACGUUGAACAAAUUGUUUACUUUAAAUUUUAAUGACAUGAAGGUACACUACUGUAUCCAUUUGUUUUAACUUUAUAAAAGUUUUAUAGUCAAGAUAUAUUCAAAAAGCAAAAUGUACAUUUGCUUAAAGUGUUAAAGAAUAUAUAUAUAGGUACAAACUUCAGCUUAUUGUGUGUAACCAUUUGCUUUGUAUAGUCCACAAAUUUGUAUUGUUAAAUAUAAGCCAAAAGAUUUUUAUAUCAUUUUUCUUUUGCACGUUCUGUGAUUGUUUAUAUAUUUAAUUAAACAAAACCAGAAGAUCUUGACAGAAAGAUGUAUAAAAUUGUACAUCUCCAUUACAUUGUUUACAGCUUUUGAUUGUACUAAUGCAAUGUCUGAGAAUGACUCACUGUAUAGGUCCAUCAGUAAUUGUGGUCUUGAAGUUGGUCAAGUACUUUUGGAAGGGGUAGAUAGAAUGUCACGUCAGGAAUGUUCUUAAAUUUCAGGUGCUAAGUUUAUUAGUUUGACUUGUAUAUCUAACUUCAGACUAAUAAUAAGUUGUGGGUAUGGAUGGAACACAUUGCAAUAAGUAAUACUCUUUGCUUGACCCUUAAAAUCUGCACUGCGUUUGCAAGGGAAGUAAGUUGUAAGACUGAUUACUUUUAUUUGAAUAGUGUUAUGUACCUUGAUGCACCAUGCUACAGUAUAGAGGGGAUGAGUUCUAAGGCUGCUGUAAAACAAAAAAAAAAACUUGAAAUCCUUGCACAUGUGAUAUUCACUGUAAAGCUUUACAUCUUUCAGACUCUGUUAUUGAAAAGGCUAUUAAUUACAGCUGAGUAUAAAAGGGAAGAACUGUUCUUCAGUGAAGCUGUCCAUAGGUAUUCACCUUUUGUUGUUAGUUCAAGGUUUAGACUCUUCAAAGUUGUUACAAAGAGGACUUACAGGUUCUAGAAACACACACUGAAAUCUUCCAUGAAGACUCUACAAAAUAGUAGCAGUUCAAGUCAGAGACAAGUAGAGGACAAGAAAACAAACCAGAUCAACUAGAAAAAAUAAAAAGAUAAACUAGGGAAAAAAAGAAUUGUUCAAUAUGAUUAAAAUUGACUUGUUUAUUCCUUGUAUUUUUUAAUAUGAUCACAACCUUUGGUUAUACAAGUGCCUUUUAAUGUUACAUUGAACAGUUGUGAUUUUGAUGCUGGUAACAAUUUCUUUAGAUUGAUCUAGUUUCAGAUUUCCCUUCAGGACCCUCAUAAAUGUGUAAUUUACAAAAACUAUGUGUGACAUCUCUAUAGUACUUUUCUCUGAACAUUAAUCUGAAACAAACAAAAAAUGUUCAUUACUGUUUUGGUUUUAUCUUGUUAGAGAAAUAAUAAACAAAAAUCUU
Messenger RNA from Biomphalaria glabrata, 2861 nucleotides. Its product is annotated as PRELI domain containing protein 3B-like. Gene Ontology annotation, cellular component: mitochondrial intermembrane space. Gene Ontology annotation, biological process: phospholipid transport. Bases 115 to 684 code for a protein of 189 amino acids. The record is from RefSeq and is a predicted model, not a curated record. The transcript is spliced from 6 exons. Gene Ontology annotation, molecular function: phosphatidic acid transfer activity. Lineage: Eukaryota; Metazoa; Mollusca; Gastropoda; Planorbidae.